AUGUCGAAACCAAUGGGACUCCUAUGGCUGCCUUUGAUCUUCACCCCAGUGUGUGUCAUGUUGAAUUCUAACUUCCUCCUGUGGAUAACUGCACUGGCUAUAAGAUUUACUCUCAUCGAUGGCCAAGCACAAUACCCAGUUGUUACCACGAAUUAUGGCAAAAUACGUGGUUUAAGAACACCUUUGCCUAAUGAGAUCCUUGGUCCAGUGGAGCAGUACCUGGGUGUUCCUUAUGCCUCUCCUCCAACUGGAGAAAGGCGAUUUCAGCCCCCAGAACCACCAUCAUCUUGGACGGGUGUCCGCAAUGCUACACAGUUUGCUGCUGUCUGCCCGCAGUACCUGGAUGAGAGGUCAUUGCUUAACGACAUGCUGCCAGUCUGGUUUACAGCCAAUCUGGAUACUGUGGUGACAUAUGUUCAAGAUCAAAAUGAGGACUGUCUGUAUUUGAAUAUCUAUGUGCCCACAGAGGAUGGAGCCAACACAAAGAAAAGCGCAGAUGAUAUAACCAGUAAUGAUCGUGGUGAAGAUGAAGACAUUCAUGAUCAGAACACCAAGAAACCUGUUAUGGUCUACAUCCAUGGUGGAUCUUACAUGGAGGGUACUGGCAAUAUGAUUGAUGGCAGCAUUCUAGCAAGUUAUGGAAAUGUCAUUGUUGUUACUCUCAACUACAGGCUGGGGGUUUUAGGUUUUUUAAGUACUGGAGACCAAGCUGCAAAAGGCAAUUAUGGAUUGCUUGACCAAAUCCAAGCUUUACGUUGGAUUGAAGAAAACAUUGGAUCGUUUGGAGGGGACCCAAAAAGAGUUACUAUUUUUGGAUCUGGGGCAGGAGCUUCCUGUGUCAGUCUCCUGACACUCUCUCACUAUUCAGAAGGUUUGUUCCAAAAGGCAAUCAUACAGAGUGGAACAGCCCUGUCCAGCUGGGCGGUGAACUAUCAGCCUGCCAAGUACACUCGGAUACUGGCAGAUAAAGUGGGCUGCGACAUGCUGGAUACCACUGAUUUGGUUGAAUGUCUUCGUAAUAAGAACUACAAAGAACUCAUUCAACAGACCAUCACUCCAGCCACCUACCACAUUGCCUUUGGGCCUGUGAUAGAUGGAGAUGUUAUUCCAGAUGACCCACAGAUUCUCAUGGAGCAAGGGGAAUUCCUUAACUAUGAUAUAAUGCUGGGUGUGAAUCAAGGGGAAGGUUUAAAAUUUGUGGAUGGCAUUGUGGACAAUGAAGAUGGUGUUUCCCCCAAUGACUUUGACUUUUCCGUCUCGAAUUUUGUGGACAAUCUAUACGGUUAUCCAGAAGGGAAAGAUACACUGCGAGAGACCAUUAAAUUCAUGUACACUGAUUGGGCAGACAAAGAAAACCCUGAAACGAGACGGAAGACCCUCGUUGCUCUUUUUACAGACCACCAGUGGGUUGCACCAGCUGUUGCUACUGCUGACCUGCAUGCCCAGUAUGGAUCUCCGACAUAUUUCUAUGCAUUUUACCACCAUUGCCAAAGUGAAAUGAAACCCAGCUGGGCUGAUUCAGCUCAUGGUGACGAAGUCCCUUAUGUGUUUGGGAUUCCUAUGAUUGGCCCCACAGAACUGUUUAACUGCAACUUCUCCAAGAAUGAUGUCAUGCUCAGUGCAGUAGUUAUGACAUAUUGGACUAACUUUGCCAAAACCGGAGAUCCAAAUCAGCCUGUCCCACAGGACACAAAGUUCAUCCACACGAAACCCAACCGCUUUGAAGAAGUGGCCUGGUCCAAAUACAAUCCCAAAGACCAGCUAUAUCUGCAUAUUGGCCUAAAACCUCGAGUUCGUGAUCACUACCGAGCAACAAAAGUUGCUUUCUGGUUGGAGCUUGUACCACAUCUGCACAAUCUGAAUGAAAUAUUUCAGUAUGUUUCCACAACAACUAAAGUCCCCCCUCCUGACAUGACCUCAUUUCCUUAUGUGACACGACGUUCUCCUGGUAAAUUGUGGCCAGCAACCAAACGCCCAGCAAUGACACCUGCCAACAAUCCCAAGCAUUCAAAAGACACCCAUAAAACAGCUCCAGAGGAUACAACAGUUCUGAUAGAAAACAAGAGAGAUUACUCCACAGAGUUGAGCGUCACCAUUGCUGUGGGGGCAUCCUUGCUGUUCCUUAAUAUUUUAGCAUUUGCUGCAUUAUAUUACAAGAAGGACAAACGGCGUCACGAGACUCACAGGCGCCCUAGCCCCCAGAGGAACACAACCAAUGAUAUUGCACACAUACAAAAUGAAGAGAUUAUGUCCUUGCAGAUGAAACAGCUAGAACAUGACCAUGAGUGUGAAUCACUGCAGGCCCAUGACACACUGAGACUCACCUGUCCACCUGACUACACACUUACUUUGAGAAGGUCCCCAGAUGACAUCCCACUAAUGACACCCAACACCAUAACAAUGAUUCCAAAUACAUUAACAGGAAUGCAGCCUUUGCAUACUUUCAACACCUUCAGUGGAGGCCAAAACAGUACAAAUUUGCCCCAUGGACAUUCAACCACUAGGGUAUAG
Indicator indicator is the source of this 2511-nucleotide messenger RNA. RefSeq names its product neuroligin 4 X-linked (gene NLGN4X). Lineage: Eukaryota; Metazoa; Chordata; Aves; Piciformes; Indicatoridae. Gene Ontology annotation, molecular function: neurexin family protein binding; signaling receptor activity. The transcript has 6 exons. Gene Ontology annotation, cellular component: postsynaptic specialization membrane; cell surface; synapse. Bases 1 to 2511 code for a protein of 836 amino acids. Gene Ontology annotation, biological process: modulation of chemical synaptic transmission; synaptic vesicle endocytosis; neuron cell-cell adhesion. The record is from RefSeq and is a predicted model, not a curated record.